AUGCUUUAUAAUGAUGAAAUUUAUUAUUCUAGUGAAAUACAUGAAGAUAACUCAUCAACAUAAUCAGCGUAUAGUUGUUGCAUUGCCUUUUUGUGUAUGCUCUGUGGAUAUGUGCUGCUGUAAACCAAUUCCUACAUCGAAGGCAAGUCAAAUCCAUACUAUUAUCAAUGCACGAUGACUUUGCCAUUGACUUACUUUUGUGGAGUUGCAUUUUUAAUUGCAGCAGCGGUGAGAUUGGUAUUUUUAGUCGUUUUUUGUUUGCAAUCACAAAAACAACAGCCUCAUUCCAGUCUCUUUCACAAAAAAGUGAAGCAUUCUGAAGUGAUGAUUGCAAUGGCGUAAGGAUAUUGA
Messenger RNA from Paramecium tetraurelia, 351 nucleotides. RefSeq lists its product as uncharacterized. The transcript is spliced from 2 exons. The record is from RefSeq and is a predicted model, not a curated record. Lineage: Eukaryota; Ciliophora; Oligohymenophorea; Peniculida; Parameciidae.